This is a messenger RNA of Zea mays, 617 nucleotides long. Its product is annotated as probable E3 ubiquitin-protein ligase HIP1. The record is from RefSeq and is a predicted model, not a curated record. Gene Ontology annotation, molecular function: ubiquitin protein ligase activity. The transcript has 5 exons. Bases 222 to 617 code for a protein of 131 amino acids. Lineage: Eukaryota; Viridiplantae; Streptophyta; Magnoliopsida; Poales; Poaceae.
GAAGAGCAGAUGGCGUGCUUUCUCUGCAUGAGUCAUCCACAAAGGAUGUACAGCCAGCUCAGGAACAUCUUUCAUUGGAAGAAGUCUCCACUGAGAGUUCAAUAAGGCCAUUCUUUGUGGAAUUUGAUAAUAACAUUUUCUCGUCUAGUCAUCAUCGUCGCUCGAGUACUCGAGCUGAAAGGGGAAGACCAAGCUCCCUUUUUGAAGAAAGUCCUCGACAAAUGUUCCAUAAUCUCAUAGGGGAGAGGGACAGCCAUAGACACAUAACCAUGGAAGGAAUUACAGAGGUUUUGGCUGCAUUGGAGAGGAUUGAACAGCAAGCAGAGCUGACCUAUGAUCAAUUGCUAAUGCUGGAGGCUAAUCUAGUUUUUGGCGCCUUUGCCUCCUAUGAUCGACAUAGAGACAUGCGGAUGGAUAUUGAUGAUAUGUCCUAUGAGGAAUUAUUGGCACUCGAGGAGAGAAUAGGCUCUGUGAGCACAGCUCUUUCGGAGGAGCAGUUCACAAAAUGCCUCAAAAGAAGCAUAUAUACUCAGGUCGCUUUAGAAGUCAACAAAUCAACCGUUGAUGACAUGAAAUGCAGCAUCUGUCAAGUAAGCGCAUUACUCAGAGUUGCCUGA